Molecule: messenger RNA, 1134 nt
Organism: Diaporthe citri
Lineage: Eukaryota; Fungi; Ascomycota; Sordariomycetes; Diaporthales; Diaporthaceae
Exons: 4
Coding region: 1-1134 (377 amino acids)
Molecular function (GO): hydrolase activity, hydrolyzing O-glycosyl compounds
Source: RefSeq, a predicted model, not a curated record
AUGAUCUUCAAGGCAUCACUUGUAUGGAGUGUGCUGGCCCUCGCGGCUACAGCGCUGCCCUCGGCUCUUCACAUAAGCAACAAGCAGCCUCCUCCAGCGUACCCUAUCGGACAAGGAAAAGGCUCGAAUGCCAAAGUUUCCGGCCGAGUCUUCAACAUCGUUGGUAAAAAGGGUUAUUUCGCUGGGAGCAAUGCAUGGUGGCUUGCACACUUGAGCAAUAAUGAUGAUAUCGACGUCGCUCUAAGCCAGGUGGCUAAGACCCAAUACAAAGUCCUCCGUGUCUGGGGUGCUGAACUCGACCGAAGUUACAUCAACUUCGGCCCGGACGGCCUGCAGAGGCUCGACUACGCGGUCUCGUCGGCCGAAAAGCACGGCGUGAAGCUGGUCCUGAAUUUCAUCAACAACUGGAAUGACUACGGAGGGAUCAAGGCGUACACGACCGCGUUCGGGGCCAACGCGACGGAGUGGUUCACGGACGCGACGUCGCAGAAGGUGUACCGGAACUACAUCGACAUCCUGGUGAACCGGUACAAGAAGUCGACGGCCAUCUUCGCGUGGGAGCUCGGCAACGAGCCGCGCUGCAAGGGCUGCCCCACGUCGGUCAUCACCAAGUGGGCGGCGGACGUGUCCAAGUACAUCAAGAGCCUCGACCCGGGCCACCUGGUGACGCUCGGCGACGAGGGCUGGUUCGCGCCGGGGACGGCCCUCAGCGGCGACGACGGGUCGUACGCAUACUCCGGCGGCGAGGGCGUCGACUUCGUGGCCAACCUGGGCAUCUCCACGCUCGACUACGGCACCUUCCACCUGUACCCGGACUCGUGGGGCUACGAGUACCCCUGGGGCAGCGACUGGAUCGUCCAGCACGACGAGGUCGGCAAGAAGUCCGGCAAGCCCGUCAUCCUAGAGGAGUAUGGUGCACCGUUCCCGGGCAACCAUACGCCCAUCUACAAGCCCUGGCAGGACGCCGUGGUCAAGAGCGGCGUGGCAGCGGACCAGGUCUGGCAGUUUGGGACGCACGACCUCGGUGUGCCGGGUGAGAGCCUAGGGGAUGUCAACUCGAUCUACUACAACGAGACCGAGUAUAAGGUUCUGGGCUUUGAGCACGCCGCUACCCUCCUCAAGAAGAAGGUCUGA